GCUCUCACCGAGACGAAGGACGUGCUCCUCUCGGUCCAGCGGUGGAGGGGGCGGAGUUCCGUUCAUUCUGAGACUCGAACCUAAAUUAUGAUUCUAAUAGAAUAGACAAGAACCGCUGGAAUAGCCGCCCACAGAAAUACAUCAACUCAACAAAUUCAUAUACAGAACUAUAUUGCUGCAUUCUCAUGGGCAAAAAGAAUUUCUAAUAUGGCCUCUAAAACAGAAGAAAACACGCAUGAAAGUUGUGAAAAAGAAAGCUCUGAAUUGUGGUCUGAACCCUUAUCCCAGAGGAAGGAAAAUGAAUUGAGACUUCUUACCUUUGAAGAGGCUGAGAAACUGCAAAAUGAUAGAGAUCUUGUUUCAGAGUUCAAACAGCUGAAAUUGGAAAGAGAGGCACAGAAAAACUGGGACCUGUUUUACAAGAGGAACAGUACUAAUUUCUUCAAGGACCGUCACUGGACAACAAGGGAAUUUGAAGAACUCAAAGCCUGUAGGGAGACUGAGCAGCAGAGACUGAUCAUCUUGGAAGCAGGAUGUGGUGUUGGUAACUGUUUAUUUCCACUUCUAGAAGAAGAUCCCAGCCUUUUUGUCUAUGCUUGUGAUUUCUCACCUCGUGCUGUGGACUUUGUCAAGCAAAACCCAUCUUACAAUGCUGAGACAUGCAAAGCGUUUCAAUGUGAUCUGACCAAGGAUGACCUAACAGGCAAUAUCCCUGCAAACAGUGUGGAUGUUUCUACCUUAAUCUUUGUGCUUUCAGCAGUCCAUCCUGACAAAAUGCAUCUUGUUCUACAGAACAUUCAUAAGGUGCUGAAACCAGGAGCAUGCGUUUUAUUUAGAGAUUAUGGACUGUAUGAUCAUGCAAUGUUGCGCUUUAAACCCGGAAGUAAAUUGGGCGAAAACUUCUAUGUCAGACAAGAUGGGACAAGAUCUUUCUUCUUUACUAAAGACUAUUUGCAGUGCCUUUUUAAGAACACUGGUUUUGAAGAAAUGUCAAAUGAGUAUGUACUUCGGGAGACCGUAAACAAAAAGGAAGACCUCUGUGUUCCAAGGGUUUUUAUCCAGAGCAAAUUUUGUAAACCUAAUAAACAAUGUUAAAUGAAUAUAAGAAUGUUUUUAAUAAGUAUAGUUUUGCCAAUAAAACGUGUUUAUUUUUA
Messenger RNA from Xenopus laevis (African clawed frog), 1154 nucleotides. RefSeq names its product methyltransferase like 6 S homeolog (gene mettl6.S). Gene Ontology annotation, molecular function: tRNA (cytidine-N3)-methyltransferase activity; methyltransferase activity. Gene Ontology annotation, cellular component: nucleus; cytoplasm. Gene Ontology annotation, biological process: tRNA methylation. The coding region runs from base 208 to 1095 and encodes 295 amino acids. The transcript is spliced from 7 exons. The record is from RefSeq and is a predicted model, not a curated record. NCBI's taxonomy places the organism in Eukaryota, Metazoa, Chordata, Amphibia, Anura, Pipidae.